UGUUUUUCGAAGCGCUUUCCCGUCGAGCAGCGCGUGUCCCCUCUGACUGCCCGUAACAUGUGUGUCGUGUUGUGUUGAGGCUGCAGUAAACACUGAGAGCUCUGUUUUUAACACGAAAGCUGAUCCUGCAGUGCAGUAAGUUCAGAAAUACGCCCGACGAGGGAAACCGCGCCGCUUUAAUGGCGGGACUGUAAGAUCAAGAGCUUAUUUACACACUCAACAAACACACACUGAGAUCAAAUCGCAUACAGCGUACAUCUCCGUGCAGCGGAGUGUCCAGAAUCAAUCCGGACAGUGUGUGUGGACAUGAUCGGCCGCCUCUGUGUGAAGCUGUGUGUCCGAGCUCACAGACACUGCUGUGUGAGUCUACAGCAAGCUACAGCGAACACCAUGGACAAGAUCAACAAUAACUCCGUGUCCACACGACAACAACACAGCACUACACAACAGACGAACACUACCGAGGCAGUCAAGAAGGUCAAAAAAGCAAAGAAAGAGCCAAAGAGAGCGGCAGGCAAGAAGAAGCAGCAGAAGGAGGCAGAAAGCGCCUGCAGCCUGAUGACCGAGCUUCCCUUCGCGAGCACCGAGGUCUGGAAGGAGCUGGGCUUCUCCAGAGGCGAGUCGAGUGUGAAGAAGAAGCGUAAGAGAGGAGACAGCGCUCGAGUGGAGAGUGAGGAAGAUGGUGAGAAGAAGAAGAAGAAGGACACGGCUCGCCCAAACUACUUUGUCUCGGUGCCCAUCACAAACCCAGAGAUCAAGCAGGGGGUGCAGGACGUGCAGAAGCUGCUGCUGGAGAAGGACUGUCGUCUGUCCCGAGCGCUGAUACCUGUGGACACUCUACACAUCACUCUACUGGUGACACACCUGAGCACACAGGAGCAGCUGGAUCUCGCUGCGUCUACACUCUCAGAGCUGGAGUCUCCUCUGAACGCUCUGCUGGGGGGCCGGAGGCUGGUCCUGCCCUUCGCUGGAAUCGGACACUUUAAACAGGAAGUGGCUUUCGUUCAGAUCGCGGACGGAGAGCAUCUGAGCACACUCACGCUCAUGGCAGAGAGCGUCAGGAAGGCGUUUGAGGAGCGGGGCAUCGCGUCUGGAGAUGACAAAGCAUUCAAACCUCAUCUGACGUUUCUCAAGCUCUCUCGAGCACCUAAACUACGCAGACAGGGUGUUAAGAAGCUGGAUCCGGCGCUGUUCUCUGAGUUCGAGGGCCGUGUGUUUGGAGACGAAUGUGUGUGUAGAGUGGACCUGUGCUCCAUGCUGAAGAAGAAGAGCGCAGAUGGAUACUACCACCGAGAGACAAGCGUCAGCCUCAGUGUUAAGAAAGCCCCGGAGGAUGAGGAGUUAGUGAGUCUGAGUAAGCGGCUGGUGGAAGAUGCCGUGUUGCGGGCCGUGCAGCAGUACAUGGAGGAAACUCAGCAGAACGGCACCAGGCCGAAAGACGAGGGGCCGCCGGGGGCCGCCAGCAAACUCAGCAAGACCAAAUGACCGCGUGAGCCCUGAGCCGACCGAGCGGAGAGCCGCAACGCCUCCAGCGCAGCAGAGAGCCGUUUGAGUUGAGCUGAAGCAGAGACUGAAGACGCACACAGCACUCAAACUGAACUUUAUUUUCCUGCCUUUCCCCGUCCUGCAUCACUCCUGUCUGUUUGACUUUAUUUGUGACGGAUCCUUCAGAGAACAAGCACACACACACACACACACACACGCUGCUGUAGUGUCCGGAGGCCGUUUCCGUCUGUCAGUGUUGCUUUGGCGUCUUCAAGUCUGACAAUCACAGUGAACUGCUCAGAUUGACUGCUCAUGACCUGCAGGCCUGAAGCCCGAUCCAUGAACUCUGAGAGUGUGUUGAACAUGCCGAGAGCGAUGCGUUCGUCUGUGUGUAACCCUGCAUGUGUGUUUCACUGUCAGAUGAUGUGUUUGUGUUUGUGCCGUAGGCUGUGCGUUUGCUCAGAGCAGAAUGGAUUGGGAAAGAGCGCGCAGGCGGACGCAGGUAGAGGCCGUAAAGACACUGUUAGCACAGGAACACAUUCGAGCUAAGAUCCGACAGGAGCUGGACUCGGCCGUCAGAGGAAGUCCACACUGAAGCUCAUGGACACACACAACCAUCUCAAAGUAAACGCACUCAACACACAGACCUUCACUGAUGCACACACACAGAAAAGCCACACACACAUCAGUCCACAGCGUUCUUACUGAAGCGAGGCCGGCCCGAAGGAAGCUUAUUAUAUGAUUUUUUUGGAGGAAUUAAAAUGUAUAUGAGCUGAUUUGAUUUGUCAGUAAUGCUUCAGAUAAGCACCCAGUGGCCUUAGAGAAAUCACACCUUCUGAUAUUGCUGAAGAACAUGCCGUUUGAGUUUUGUUUUUGCGUGUUUUCACCAGAACCUUAAAAUGUGUCUUUUAUGCUCCCUGUUCUGAAGUUUCUUGAGUUUGCCCGUUCUGAUGAAGUGUUGAUGUCCGCUCCAUUCAUGUAAACAGUGCUAUGAUGUCAUCGUUCAAGGUUCUGUCACUUUUUUACUCUUGAAAAUAAAGGAGGAGAUGACAGCG
This is a messenger RNA of Cyprinus carpio (common carp), 2540 nucleotides long. RefSeq names its product A-kinase anchoring protein 7 (gene akap7). Gene Ontology annotation, cellular component: cytosol. The record is from RefSeq and is a predicted model, not a curated record. Lineage: Eukaryota; Metazoa; Chordata; Actinopteri; Cypriniformes; Cyprinidae. Gene Ontology annotation, molecular function: protein kinase A regulatory subunit binding.